This is a messenger RNA of Telopea speciosissima, 1726 nucleotides long. RefSeq names its product serine/threonine-protein kinase BSK5-like. Bases 90 to 1559 code for a protein of 489 amino acids. The record is from RefSeq and is a predicted model, not a curated record. Gene Ontology annotation, biological process: protein phosphorylation; brassinosteroid mediated signaling pathway. The transcript is spliced from 10 exons. Lineage: Eukaryota; Viridiplantae; Streptophyta; Magnoliopsida; Proteales; Proteaceae. Gene Ontology annotation, molecular function: protein kinase activity; ATP binding; protein binding.
CCACUAGCUUAAGAGCAGCAAUAAACGCGUCGUCUGAUCCCUCCGUUCACUUAAUUUCUUCGCCACAUUGAGCGCUUAGAUCUCCGGCAAUGGGAGCUCGAUGUUCCAAAUUCUCCCUGUGUUGGUGGCAAUCUAAUCUCAAGCCUUCAGUUGAAUCCUCAGAUCUCGAGAACGGGACAAAUGAUCAGAAUGCGUUGCCUGUUUUCACUGAGUUUGGCUUUGAGCAGCUGAGGAUUGCCACCUCUGGAUUCUCUGUUGAUAACAUUGUCUCCGAGCACGGUGAGAAAGCUCCAAAUGUUGUUUAUAAAGGAAGGCUGGAAAACGAUCGCUGGAUCGCCGUUAAGCGUUUCAACAAGUCCGCUUGGCCUGACACUCGCCAAUUCCUCGAGGAAGCGCGAUCUGUGGGUCAGCUUCGGAACGAGCGGUUGGCCAAUCUUGUCGGCUGCUGCUGUGAAGGUGAUGAGAGGUUACUCGUUGCUGAGUUCAUGCCCAAUGAAACACUUGCCAAACAUCUUUUCCACUGGGAGAGCCAGCCCAUGAAAUGGGCAAUGAGGUUGCGAGUUGCCUUGUAUUUGGCUCUAGCUUUGGAAUAUUGCAGCAGUAGAGGACGUGCAUUGUAUCACGAUCUCAAUGCUUACAGAAUCUUGUUUGAUCAGGAUGGCAAUCCUAGGCUGUCAUGCUUUGGUCUCAUGAAGAAUAGCAGAGAUGGCAAGAGCUAUAGCACAAACUUGGCUUUCACUCCUCCAGAGUAUAUGAGGACAGGUAGAGUAACACCAGAAAGUGUAGUUUACAGCUUUGGCACUCUUUUGCUUGACCUUCUCAGCGGCAAACACAUUCCUCCGAGCCAUGCACUUGACCUAAUACGUGGCAAGAAUUUUUUGAUGCUGAUGGAUUCUUGUUUGGAGGGUCAUUUCUCUAAUGAUGAUGGAACUGAAUUGGUGCGAUUAGCUUCACGUUGCUUACAGUAUGAACCUCGUGAGAGGCCAAAUGCGAAGUCCCUUGUGACUGCUCUUACUUCUCUUCAGAAGGAAACAGAGGUGCCAUCGUAUGCUUUGAUGGGUAUUUCGCAUGGAACAGUACCUUCAACACAGUUGUCAUUGACUCCAAUGGGUGAAGCAUGUUCUAGAUUGGACCUCACUGCCAUACAUGAAAUAUUGGAGAAGGUAGGAUACAAGGAUGACGAGGGGGUUGCUAAUGAGCUUUCUUUUCAAAUGUGGACGAACCAAAUGCAGGAGAUGCUGAAUUCUAAGAAACAAGGUGACUCUGCUUUUCGAGCUAAAGACUUUGUGACUGCCAUUGACUGCUACAACAGGUUCAUUGAUGGCGGGACCAUGGUAUCACCAACCGUGUUUGCUAGACGUUGCUUGUCGUACCUAAUGAGUGACAUGCCACAAGAAGCUCUUGGGGAUGCCAUGCAGGCUCAGGUGGUGUCACCAGACUGGCCCACUGCCUUGUAUCUUCAAGCAGCUGCGCUCUUCAGCCUUGGGAUGGACACCGACGCCCAAGAGACGAUUAAGGACGCCUCAGCCCUGGAGGCCAGAAGGAACAGCAGAAACUGAAAGUGUAUAUAGGUUAUUCAUUUAUCCACUUGUCUUUUUUGUUUACUUUUCUGUAUCUAUCAUCCAUUUUUUUAAUAUUUUUUCUCAAUUUGAAUCUUUGCCAACUCAGGCAUUCUUGUGAAAAUUCUUUUUGUUGCUCCUGCAUCUUUCUAUUGUCAGUUUCGGUA